CAAACAGGUGGCACCACACAAACGUGCACCUGAGUAUAAUUCCAUGAGGUGCCUGUAAAUAAAUGCAAAUCUAAAGAACAUUAAUUAUACAACUUAAAUCUUGCUUUGGGUCAAAAAGCAGACACAAUGGGUGCUGGACCAGUCUUAUCAGGUCUGCUAAUACUAAUAGCCACGGCACAAACUCUGACAACAACUGUUGGAUCAACAACAACUGGUGGGUCUACAACAACUGGAGGUUCCACAACUACUGGUGCAUCAACAACAACUGGAGGUUCCACAACAACUGGUGCUUCAACUACAACCGGUGCAUCAACGACAACUGGAGGUUCAACAACUGGUUCAUCAACUACAACUGUUGCAUCAACUACAACUGGUGCAUCUACUACAACUGGUGCAUCUACUACAACUAGUGGAUCAACCACAACUGGAGCAUCAACUACAACUGGAGGUUCAACAACAACUGGUGGAUCCACAACAACUGGAGGUUCAACAACAACUGGUGGAUCAACUACAACUGGAGGGUCAACAACAACUGCUGAAUCCACAACAACUGGAGGUUCAACAACAACUGGUGGAUCAACUACAACUGGAGGGUCAACAACGAUUGGUGGAUCAACGACAACUGGAGGUUCCACAACAACUGGAGUUUCAACAACAACUGGUGGCUCAACCACAACUGGUGGUUCAACAACAACUGGUGCAUCAACCACAACUGGUUCAACAACAACUGGAGUUUCAACAACAAUUGGUGGAUCAACGACAACUGGAGGUUCCACAACAACUGGAGUUUCAACAACAACUGGUGGCUCAAUGACAACUGGUGGAUCCACAACAACUGAAGGCUCAACAACUGGAGUUUCAACUACAACUGGUGCCUCAACAACAAUUGGUGGAUCAACGACAACUGGAGGUUCCACAACAACUGGAGUUUCAACAACAACUGGUGGAUCAACUACAACUGCAGCAUCAACCACAACUGGAGCAUCAACUACAACUGGUGGAUCCACAACAACUGGUGCAUCAACCACAACUGAAGGUUCAACAACAACUGGUGCAUCAACUACAACUGGUUCAACAACAACUGGAGUUUCAACAACAACUGGUGGAUCAACUACAACUGGAGGUUCCACAACAACUGGAGUUUCAACAACAACUGGUGGAUCAACUACAACUGCAGCAUCAACCACAACUGGUGCAUCAACUACAACUGCAGUAUCAACUACAACCGGAGUUUCAACAACAACUGGUGCAUCAACUACAACUGGAGUUUCAACAACAACUGGUGGAUCAACUACAACUGCAGCAUCGACUACAACCGGAGUUUCAACAACAACUGGAGCAUCAACUACAACUGGAGUUUCAACAACAACUGGUGGAUCAACUACAACUGCAGCAUCAACUACAACCGGAGUUUCAACAACUGGUGCAUCAACGACAACUGGAGGCUCAACAACAACUGGUGCAUCAACGACAACUGAAGGCUCAACAACAACAGGUGUAUCAACUACAACUGGUGGAUUAACAACAACUGGUGCAUCCACAACAACUAGAGAUUCAACAACAGGAGGCUCAACAACAACUGGUGGAUCAACAACACCAGGAAGCUCAACAACAACUGGUGCAUCAACUACAACUGGAGGUUCAACCACAACUGGUGGUUCUACAACAACUGGUGGAUCCACAACAACUGGUGCAUCAACUACAACUGGAGCUUCAACAACAACGGGUGAAUCCACAACAACUGCAAGUUCAACAACUGGUGGAUCAACAACAACUGGAAGCUCAACAACAACUGGUGGAUCCACAACAACUGGUGGCUCAACAACAACUGGUACAUCAACUACAAACGGAGGUUCAACAACAACUGGUGGUUCUACAACAACUGGUGCAUCCACAACAACUGGUGCAUCAACUACAACUGGAGCUUCAACAACAAUGGGUGGAUCCACAACAACUGCAAGUUCAACAACUGGUGGAUCAACAACAACUGGUGGAUCAACAACAACUGGAGGCUCAACAACAACUGGAGCAUCAACUACAACUGGUGGAUCCACAACAACUGGUGCCUCAGCAACAACUGGUGGUUCAACAACAACUGGGGCAUCAACUACAACUGGAGGUUCAACAACAACUGGGGGAUCAACAACAACUGGUGGCUCAACAACAACUGGAGCAUCAACUACAACUGGAGUUUCGACAACAACUGGUGGCUUAACAACAACUGGAGCAUCAACUACAACUGGAGUUUCGACAACAACUGGAGGUUCAACAACAACUGGUGGAUCCACAACAACUGAUGCAUCAACUACAACUGGUGCUUCAACUACAACCGGUGGAUCAACUACAACUGGAGGGUCAACAACAACUGGGGAUCAACAACAACUGGGGGAUCAACAACAACUGGUGGCUCAACAACAACUGGAGCAUCAACUACAACUGGAGUUUCGACAACAACUGGUGGCUCAACAACUGGAGCAUCAACUACAACUGGAGUUUCGACAACAACUGGUGGCUCAACAACAACUGGUGGCUCAACAACAACUGGAGCAUCAACUACAACUGGAGCUUCAACAACGGGUGGAUCCACAAUAAC
Lates calcarifer (barramundi perch) is the source of this 2593-nucleotide messenger RNA. Its product is annotated as serine-rich adhesin for platelets-like. Bases 127 to 2592 code for a protein of 821 amino acids. Lineage: Eukaryota; Metazoa; Chordata; Actinopteri; Centropomidae. The transcript has 4 exons. The record is from RefSeq and is a predicted model, not a curated record.